Molecule: messenger RNA, 333 nt
Organism: Dama dama (fallow deer)
Lineage: Eukaryota; Metazoa; Chordata; Mammalia; Artiodactyla; Cervidae
Product: cytochrome P450 2C42-like
Exons: 3
Coding region: 1-333 (110 amino acids)
Biological process (GO): xenobiotic metabolic process
Cellular component (GO): intracellular membrane-bounded organelle; cytoplasm
Molecular function (GO): oxidoreductase activity, acting on paired donors, with incorporation or reduction of molecular oxygen, reduced flavin or flavoprotein as one donor, and incorporation of one atom of oxygen; iron ion binding; heme binding
Source: RefSeq, a predicted model, not a curated record
AUGGAGCAGGGCACAGAUGUAUUAACAUCACUGACUUCUGUGCUACAUGAUGACAAAGAAUUCCCCAACCCAGAGGUAUUUGACCCUGACCAAUUCCUGGAUGAGAGCGGCAACUUUAAGAAGAGUGAAUACUCCAUGGCUUUCUCAUCAGAGAAACGGAUUUGUGUGGAAGAGGGUCUGGCCUGCAUGGAACUGUUUUUAUUCCUGAUCACAAUUUUACAAAAAUUUGCCUUGAAAUCUGUGGUUGACCCAAAGGACAUUGACACAACCCCAGCUGCCAGUGGGUUAGUUUCUGUGCCGCCUUCUUACGAGCUCUGCUUCAUUCUUGUGUGA